UAUGUACAGGAGAUCCGGUGUGUGGCAAUGCCAGCCCCACAGGUGGAUAUCCCUUCUCUCGUGAUUAGCGAAUCGCCUGACUUUGACGAGAAUAAGGAACGGGGCAAUUGGUCCAACAGUCUGGAGUUCCUGUUAUCAUGUCUGUCCUAUGCAGUAGGUCUGGGAAACGUGUGGCGAUUCCCGUAUCUGGUCUACAGGAAUGGCGGAGGCGCUUUCUUCAUUCCGUACACAAUUAUGCUUCUGUUCGUGGGUUUACCCCUAUUUCUGUUGGAACUGGGGUUCGGUCAGUACGCCAGUGAAGGGCCCAUCACUAUAUGGAAAGUGGCGCCAAUGUUUCAGGGCUUGGGUUAUGCCAUGUUCCUGAUGUCGGGCCUGGUGUCCAUCUACUACAACAUGAUCCUGGCCUGGGGCCUAUUCUACCUGCUCAGCUCAUUCACUACAUCCCUGCCGUGGAGGUCCUGCGAAAACUACUGGAACACCGAUGCGUGUCGUAGGUUUGACACCAAAAACUGUACUGGACACAACGGCACAAUGUUGUUCAACGGGACGUGUAUAACCAGGAUGUGUUGGUUCAACACCAAUGGCACGAAUGUGAUCGACCAGAACUGGAACCCCAUAUCACUGAACACAACCAUUUUGGACGCCUCCUGUAGUAUAGCUGACAGCGAGUGGAAUAUCCUGAAGCAACAGAACAGCAAAAUGCCGAGCGAUGAGUACUUCCACAACUUUGUGUUGGGUAUAACGGAAGGCAUACACGAUUUGGGUGGUGUUAGGCUGGAGUUAGCCGGUUGUCUACUGGUCUGUUGGUUCAUCGUAUUUAUAUGUCUGGUCAGAGGUGUCAAAAGUAUGGGUAAAGUCGUAUACUUUACGGCAUUGUUUCCGUAUUUCGUUUUGACAAUUCUGCUCAUAAGGGGUCUGACCCUUCCCGGCGCUGCUGAGGGUAUCAGAUAUUAUUUGACACCCGAAUGGUAUCGACUGAAAGAGGCACAAGUUUGGGCGGACGCAGCCAUGCAGAUCUUCUUUUCGCUGUCACCCUGUUGGGGAGGGCUGAUCACCCUGGCCAGUUACAAUCGCUUCCACAACAACUUCUUUAGGGACACCAUAUUCAUAUCGGUGGGCAAUUGUGGGACCAGUAUUUUUGCCGGUUUUGUCAUCUUUAGUAUUAUCGGAUUCAUGGCUCACGAGAUGGGAGUUGGUGUCGAUCAAGUGGCCGCUCAGGGUAUGCGUCCACUACUCGGCCAUAACUUAUACCAUAUUAAUCUCAAACCCCAUUUGACACUAUUAGGAGCGGGUCUGGCGUUUGUGGCCUAUCCGGAGGCGGUGUCCCGACUGCCCAUAUCUCCCCUGUGGGCCAUCCUAUUCUUCUUCAUGCUGUUAACCCUGGGUUUGGGCACUCAGUUCACACUCAUCGAGACAGUGGUGACCACUAUAGUGGACACGUGGCCCGAGAAGUUCAGACACCGGAAGCCGUUGGUGUUGGCGGCCACGUGUGGGUUCAUGUAUUUGGUUGGACUACUCAUAUGCACGAAGGCUGGCAUGUAUAUCCUGCAGCUCAUGGACAACCACUGCGCCAGUUUCUCGGCUCUGAUCAUCGGUUUGGUUGAAGUGGUGGUCAUCGGGUGGGUGUACGGCGUCGACCGGUUUUUGGAGGACAUGAAAGUGAUGUUAGGCCACUACCCCUUCCACCGGCUAUACUGGCGCAUACUCUGGAAGUUUGUCUGUCCCGGACUUAUAAUCUUCAUUCUGAUCUUCUCGUUCAUUGACCUAAAACCGGCCACUUAUGGCGAUUAUGUGUACCCGUGGUGGGCGUCUGUCAUUGGGUGGAUGUUGUCUCUCGUAUCAGUGUCUGCCAUACCAUUCGUGGCCGUCUUGAAGAUCACUAAAAUGAGGGGACCUAUCAUUCAUCGCAUUAAAGUCCUGAUGCGUCCCACGUCGGACUGGGGCCCUAAACUGCAGUUACAUCGCAUGGAGACCCACAGUCCCAAACACACGGACAGUCAGGUGCCGCUCAGGUAUGACGCGGACAACGACAGCAACGACUCGGACGACCUGAAAAUGAACGGAAAGGAUAACUACAUACUGGCCGACGAGCCCAGCGAUAGCGACACCGGUUUGCGGUUAAAACUGCCCCUAUAUCACAGCGAAACGGGACUUUAGUACACAAUUUAGGGGA
This is a messenger RNA of Oppiella nova, 2173 nucleotides long. The record is from the annotation of a GenBank genome assembly. Lineage: Eukaryota; Metazoa; Arthropoda; Arachnida; Sarcoptiformes; Oppiidae.